This is a messenger RNA of Polychytrium aggregatum, 577 nucleotides long. Its product is annotated as ubiquitin-conjugating enzyme E2. Lineage: Eukaryota; Fungi; Chytridiomycota; Chytridiomycetes; Polychytriales. The transcript is spliced from 7 exons. Bases 57 to 500 code for a protein of 147 amino acids. Gene Ontology annotation, molecular function: ubiquitin conjugating enzyme activity. Gene Ontology annotation, cellular component: nucleus. The record is from RefSeq and is a predicted model, not a curated record. Gene Ontology annotation, biological process: protein polyubiquitination; ubiquitin-dependent protein catabolic process.
CCAGGCAUCCGACCUUCGACACCCCUCCACACCCAACCCAUCCAUUCCGAUCCGAAAUGGCCCUCAAGCGCAUCAACAAGGAAUUGCUCGAUCUCGGACGUGACCCACCCGCUUCCUGCAGUGCCGGUCCUUGCGGCGAUGAUCUCUUCCACUGGCAGGCUACCAUCAUGGGACCCUCGGACAGCCCUUACAGUGGCGGCGUCUUCUUCCUGUCAAUCACCUUCCCCACCGACUACCCGUUCAAGCCCCCGAAGGUCAGCUUUACAACCCGGAUCUACCACCCAAAUAUCAACAGCAACGGUAGCAUCUGUCUGGAUAUCUUGAGGGACCAAUGGUCACCAGCACUCACCAUCUCCAAGGUCCUGCUGUCGAUCUGCUCGAUGCUCACGGAUGCCAACCCGGACGAUCCGCUCGUCCCCGAGAUUGCGCACAUCUACAAAACAGACCGUGCUCGCUACGAAGCCACUGCCCGUGAGUGGACCCGCAAGUACGCCAUGUAAAAAGAGAAGCUCGAGAGAUUGUUUGUGGGUGUGAUGUGUUGAUUGUUGAUAUGCAAAAUAUACAGUCUUUCCAAAAA